CAGCCACGGGCAGGCAGUUACAGAUUAAUCCGUAAAUAAAAAGUAUCGGGGGGAAAAGCUGUGUAGUCGUUUUGCACACUACAAAAUUUGCUCAGGAGUGUUUACUCUGUGCUUGAAUUGCUUUUUAUACAAAGAGAUAACAUGCUACAGGAGGUGAAAGUAGGUUAAGACGAGGAAACCUGUGUCUGGUUUUACCUGACAAGCAUGACGGGCAUUCGACAGUGGGUGUCACACACACACACACACACACACACACACACACACACACACACACACACACACCCCGACGCACUAGUCGUCUCAAGUGUUUGAGAUAUGGAAUUCAGAUAUACUGUAGAAAUUGCUUCAUGUUUCAAAUGUGAACGCAAACACGCGGAAGCGUUCGAGAGGCAGUGCAUUUGGAUACGUACCUGUGUCCAUUUGUUGCUUUACAUCACAGUUGCUGCCUAUUCCAGUGAAAUCGGAAAUCCCAUAACAGAUGACAUCAAGAAAAUUUCAUUGCUGAAACAGAAUAUUCCAAAAGACUACAAGAUCACCGUACAAUAUUUGCCUAAAGAAGUGAGUGGUAUGUGCUGGGUGAAGCUCAACGUAUUUCACUUGGAGGAGAGCUUAAAAGAACUGGCCCAGAAGUUUGGGAAUAUUUCCUCCAAUAAAGCUUACAUAGAAACAUUUGUCCAAAUGUUACGAGAGAUGCGAUAUAUCAUUGGACAUAGCUUGGAGGAUUCCAUGCUGGAGUUUCAGUGCCACUACAGAGAGGAGAAAUGGCUCACGCCACGCUAUUUUGAAUUUGUGGAAGACUUUUUCAACACAGCCAAUUCUUCAAGAGAAGUAGAAGACUGCGAACCUCCGCCAUGCCCAACGACGAUAAAAACGAAAGAAACGACGACGGCGGCGGCAACAGCGGCGCCGACGCAGCAUCCUUCACCUCCUCAAGGCGGCUCCAUGAAUCAGAGGACCUUUUCGGUGGUUGUGAAGAGGAGUCUCUUUUCACUCCUUUUCAUUCCUGCCAUCGCUGCCGUGUUGCUGCUCGUCUGGAAGGUGAAAUCCAGAAGAAACACCUCUUUGGCGCAGAGUAGUACAGAAGGCCCUCCGCUGUUUAUUGGAGCCGAGCCCAGCGCCCCACCGCUAGAUGAUGAAAUAUCUGAAAAUAAACGAUUAAACAACAUCUGUGCAGUGUAACCCGAUCUGUCUUCAUCAUAACCGAUUGUACAGCGGACGAAAAGGCAGCAACUUGAGAUCCACACGUGUAACUUCCUAUUCUCUCAGCUAUGAGGGACAAGUACUGACCUCCAACGAAGAACGGCCCACUGAGUUACAAUGAUGUUUCUAAGAACAAUGGUCGGACCUUUUCUGUGGUAGGAGGGUGGAGGAGGAGGAGGAAGAGGAGGAGGAAGAGGAGGAGGAGGGUUGUUUGAGGUCGUUGUUCCUUCGGAGGACUGAUGGCUUGUCGAUGGCUUGACUGUGAUCCAUGCAUGGAGAUCGUACAGGAGGAAUGUUGUUCAAAAAAUCCUGUCGGAUCCACCUGAAGAGCGUUAGUUCCGGUUUCGACGUGAACGCAGCUGAGAGUUCCUGAAUAAGCCAGAACGAGCACAAAGAAGAACGGAAGGCAGAACCGACUACAUCUCGUCCUCUUCCCUCCUGCUUCCUGUUUCGUAGAGUUCUCUCGCUCUUUGUGUCUGAGCUUCGGGCAUCCUACUUGUUUUAAUCCAUAAAAAAAAAAUUAUUCUUCAGUUGUAUCAUCUGAAUUGUGUAUCGUUUUUAAUGUCGCUUAACUGGUGGUGUGGACUUAAUUUAUUUAUUUUGUUUCUCAGAAUAUGUUAUAAAAGUAAACGAUUUGUUGCUGCUCCGGCGUGGGUAGUGAGCGAGAUGAUCGUGGAAGUGCUAGGCUUGAAUCCCGUGCUCCUUAAACUGCAGCUGUCACACUAAUGCUAGCCCUCGGGCUGUCUAAUUACGGUCUAAUCUUUCUUACUUUUAAAACCUGUUCACUCCAUUUACAGAAUUCAUAAUAGAGGCUUCAGCUAGCUUUACGAGAAUCGCCUAGCUGUGAUCCAUGAGUUCAACCCACGAUGCAAUUCAACUUUCAAUUCAGGUUCACACGCUACUGACAUAUGAACCAUUUUAAAUAUCGGAGAUGAACUUUAAUGGCUUCCAGUCGAACAAGACAAUCAACGUGUUCACCAAAACUGAUUUAACACUCUGUUUCCUAAUAGUUUGUAAUGAAAGUUAUUCAAUUUUAAUAGAUGUUAUUACAUAGAUGAUACAAUUCUCUGAAAAACAGGGCACAUGUAUAUUUCUGCUCCGCAAAAACUAAAUCUAAAGUAAUUUACAUUUUUAUAUUGUAGUUUACAUGCAACAACUUUUCACUUUGAACAUUUCACAAAAGGCCAUGAAUCUGAUAUCUUACAUUAGGAUUGAACAUUUUUUAAUCCUGUGCCUUUUGUUAACGCAGGUCCCCAUUACACUGAUCCUGGAUAAGCAGCCAUAGUGUGUGUGUGUGUGUGUGUGUGUGUGUGUGUGUGUGUGGGGAACAAUUGUGAUAGCAGAGCAUUAAUUAAAACACUGUGUGUAACACUUAACAUCAAGGGUCAUUUAACUAACACUAUUCUCAGUGAGUCAAAUCAUUUGGUUCACCAGUGACCAAGAGUCGACUCUUUUGGCUUCCAGUCAGCCAUUUUGUUCUAAACCAGACAAACACAGAUGACACAAAUUUCAGCGCGAUAUAUAUCGAAUCAUCAACAUGGUCAUGGUGGACUCUUGUGCGCUGUUUGGACAGACAAAGAAACAAAAUUGUUCAUUUGAUUGAAUUAACAGAAAGAAUGUUUUAUUUCAGUGUUACGUAAAUAAAUACCACCUGCUUUAA
Pangasianodon hypophthalmus (striped catfish) is the source of this 2860-nucleotide messenger RNA. RefSeq names its product kit ligand a (gene kitlga). NCBI's taxonomy places the organism in Eukaryota, Metazoa, Chordata, Actinopteri, Siluriformes, Pangasiidae. The record is from RefSeq and is a predicted model, not a curated record. The coding region runs from base 316 to 1179 and encodes 287 amino acids. Gene Ontology annotation, cellular component: plasma membrane. Gene Ontology annotation, biological process: positive regulation of cell population proliferation; cell adhesion. The transcript has 9 exons. Gene Ontology annotation, molecular function: cytokine activity; stem cell factor receptor binding.